Messenger RNA from Erinaceus europaeus (western European hedgehog), 894 nucleotides. It is a transcript of the gene CMTM6, whose product is annotated as CKLF like MARVEL transmembrane domain containing 6. NCBI's taxonomy places the organism in Eukaryota, Metazoa, Chordata, Mammalia, Eulipotyphla, Erinaceidae. The transcript has 5 exons. The record is from RefSeq and is a predicted model, not a curated record. Gene Ontology annotation, cellular component: membrane. Bases 322 to 867 code for a protein of 181 amino acids.
CUUGCGUACUGUAAUGUGUGCUUUUAACCAGGUGCGCCAACGCCUGGCCCCCUCAUAGAUGAAUUUAUUGACCGCCUGGCCCCCUCAUAGGUGAAUUUAUUGACCAGAAAGAAUCAUAUUCAUCUUCCCCAGGUGUCAGCUGAAAGGGUGCAGGCCAGGGAAAGGGGCGUGGCCGUGAGGGGGCGUGGCCAGAGGAGGGCCAGGGCGGAGUCGCCGGAAGCAGGGGCGGAGGCCCAGGAAGUGACGGCCCCCAGCUGGGAUUCGUGGAAGUCCCCGACGGCUGCUCUGCCCCGCGGUCUCGGCGUUCCCCUACCCUGGGUGAUGGAGAACGGAUCGGUCUACGGUCCCACUACGGAGGCGAACCCGGGCUCUGCCAGGGGGGCCCGGCGUGGCUUCGCCGCGUACUGCUACCUCGGACGGCUGCAGUUGCCUCAACGCGUGUUGAAACUCCUGCAGCUGUUUCUGUCUCUGCUGGCAUUUAUAUGUGAAGAAGUGGUAUCACACUGUACUUUGUGUGGAGGACUUUACUUUUUUGAAUUUGUAAGCUGCAGUGCCUUUCUUCUGAGUCUGCUUAUACUGAUUGUGUACUGCACGCCAAUUUAUGAUAAAGUUGAUGCUUACAAAGUAAAGUCAUCGGAUUUUUAUAUUACCUUGGGAACAGGAUGUGUGUUUUUAUUGGCAUCCAUUAUUUUUGUUUCCACACACGACAAGACCUCAGCUGAAUAUGCUGCAAUUGUGUUUGGAUUUAUGGCAAGUUUUUUGUUCCUGGCUGACUUUGCCUAUAUGUGGUAUAAAAAGCGACAGGAUGCACAGCAGACAAAGAAUGAGACUAACAAUAAGAAUCUCACGGAGCCACUCAAUACCUAAAGACUUAAGAGAACAAGUUUUACUUAA